GUUGUCAACACAACAUGGCAGCUGUACGGAGGUGACACUGCUUCUGUCUAUUAAGGACGCGCUCAAGAGGAAGCAACGAUCUGAACUUUUUAUCUUGACCCUCAGACUUUGACGAAGGACAUGUUUAUCAUAUUUUAAUGCAAGCUUUGUUACGUAAAAUAUUCGAAAAUGCUAAACCUUACAAAGGCUAGCAUAACCUUAAACGGGCUUGGUCGGGGUUUGUUAGCAGAAAAACGCUUUUCUGCAGCAAAACUUAUCAGUCGAGGACUAGUGUGCGCAGAACAUGUCGAUGAUAGUGGCAACAACGAGGUUUAUGAUGUUAUUAUAUCCGGGGGAGGGAUGGUUGGAUCUGCAAUGGCAUGCGCCCUAGGCAUGCAUCCCAACUUGUCAGAUAAGAAGAUCCUUCUCCUGGAAGCAGGAAACAAAAAAGUGAUGGAUCAGGUCCCUGACAGCUACAGCACCAGAGUCAGCUCUAUCAGUCCAGGCUCUGCUGCACUCCUUAGUGAUAUUGGUGCAUGGGAGCAUAUCACAAAAAUGAGGUGCAAGCCUUAUAAAAAGAUGCAGGUUUGGGAUGCUUGCUCCGAUGCCCUGAUCACAUUUGAUAAAGACAAUCUGGAGGAGGAGAUGGCCUACAUCGUGGAGAACGAUGUGGUCGUGGCGGCGCUCACCAAACAGCUGGACGCGCUGUCUGAUAAUGUGCGGGUCAAAUACAGGUCCAAAGUGGUGACGUACACAUGGCCAAUGCCGCAUCAAGCGGUACGCUCCAUGCCCUGGGUGCAAAUUAGGUUAUCCAGCGGGGAAACACUGCAGACCAAGCUGCUUAUAGGAGCAGACGGACCCAACUCGAUGGUGAGACGGCAAUUAGGGAUCCCCACAGUCAAGUGGAAUUACGACCAAUCGGCUGUGGUUGCUGUGCUGCAUCUAUCAGAGCCUACAGAGAACAAUGUGGCGUGGCAGAGAUUCCUCCCAACAGGCCCCAUUGCAAUGUUACCGCUGUCGGACACGGAGAGCUCUCUCGUGUGGUCAACCAGUCAUCAUCUCGCCGAAGAGCUCUUAGCAAUGGAUGACGAGUGCUUCGUCGACGCCAUCAACUCCGCUUUUUGGAGUAAUGAGAACCAGUCAGAGCUGGUGGAGAAAGCCGGGUCUCUCUUCCGAAGCGCCCUCUCUGCAGUCAUGCCAUCCACAGGUUCACCUCGCCAGCUACCCCCGAGCGUGGCCGGCAUCGGCCCCAAAUCCCGUGUCAUGUUCCCUCUCGGCAUGGGUCAUGCGUCGGAGUACAUUAGGCACCGUGUUGCACUCAUUGGGGACGCAGCCCAUCGUGUCCAUCCACUGGCCGGUCAGGGAGCCAACCUGGGUUUCGGGGAUGUGGCUUGCCUCACACAGCUACUAAGCCAGGCCGCCUUUAACGGGAAGGACCUGGGCUCAACGCAGCACCUGCUAGAAUAUGAAAGUGAGCGGCAACGGCACAACCUCCCCAUGAUGGCCGCCAUCGACCUCAUGAAACGCCUCUAUUCCACCAAUACCGCUCCCGUGGUUCUCCUGCGCACCUUCGGCCUGCAGGCCACCAACAUGCUCCCAACGCUAAAAGUAAGCCCAAUCGCGCCGCACGCCAACCUGUCCGAUCCAUGCUCCGCAUCGGCGCUCUUUUGCGAUGACACGUAACUUGACUUCACCAGUGCCUAUAAUUUCCAGGGCUCUGAACUUACUACUAUGCCAUCUAAGUUUAGCCUCAAAUUUAGUGUUACCAAAAGUGUGUGGGUGGGGUGCGCAACGCUGGCACUCGGGCAGUGGACAGCGGCGGUGGCUUGUGUUUUCACACCCCUUUUAUUACCCACGAUUCAAAGUGAAAUUGUCUUAUUCACAAGUUGGUGAUUCAGAAGCUAAAAUCCGUUACGCUGUCGUUAAGGUUACUAUAAAAGUAUUUGCCCUCUUCCUGAGUUCAAAUACCUCAUUUUAAAAAAAAAUGAUGCCUUCGUCAUCUGAAGCAGGAAUUACUCUAAAGCAGGGGUGAAACUUUGGAGUGGGGAACUGUAAAGUGGGUGUGGUUGGGCGAAGUGAGCGUCAAACAGAAAGGUAAGAUGACCACCACACACACACACUGGACGAACGUAUUGAGGGGCCUUCAAAAGUGCGGCGGGGCUUGCGAACAGUUGUCCACUAGCACCUCCAACCCCCCGUUGAUCAGUCCAUUCUGGAGGGUCCCGUUUAUGAUCAUCGCACCCAGGCCCUAUUCACAUUUGUUCCACCACUGCUUUCAAGUAUCCUUCAAA
Messenger RNA from Corythoichthys intestinalis (scribbled pipefish), 2270 nucleotides. It is a transcript of the gene coq6, whose product is annotated as coenzyme Q6 monooxygenase. The transcript has 11 exons. Gene Ontology annotation, molecular function: FAD binding; 2-octaprenyl-6-methoxyphenol hydroxylase activity; oxidoreductase activity, acting on paired donors, with incorporation or reduction of molecular oxygen, NAD(P)H as one donor, and incorporation of one atom of oxygen. Gene Ontology annotation, cellular component: mitochondrion. The record is from RefSeq and is a predicted model, not a curated record. Bases 169 to 1662 code for a protein of 497 amino acids. Lineage: Eukaryota; Metazoa; Chordata; Actinopteri; Syngnathiformes; Syngnathidae. Gene Ontology annotation, biological process: ubiquinone biosynthetic process.